This is a messenger RNA of Lasiodiplodia theobromae, 690 nucleotides long. RefSeq lists its product as uncharacterized. NCBI's taxonomy places the organism in Eukaryota, Fungi, Ascomycota, Dothideomycetes, Botryosphaeriales, Botryosphaeriaceae. The record is from RefSeq and is a predicted model, not a curated record. The transcript has 2 exons. The coding region runs from base 1 to 690 and encodes 229 amino acids.
AUGGGCAACGUGGCUUCCAAAAGCCUUACUCUCGUUUACUACCGAGGCGCGUGGCAGAUAGCACAGUUAUGCGAUUUCAAUCCCGCUCCGUGUGGCCAAGGCGUUGAGAUCCACCGUUUCCUUACUAUUCCGAAGAACAUCUCCAAGCUCAAAGCCGUGAUCGACGCUGAUCUCCUCUACGAGCCGACGCAGGAUCAGAAAGACCUUUUCGAAGCGGACGCUCGGUCGCUGUCCUUUCUCAAAGAGGUGGAGUAUGUAAAGGAGAGGAACAAAAAUGGCGACGUCACUUUCAGUUUCUACGACAUUACCAACAACUAUAAGGAGAAAGCUUUUCGCGCUGCAUUGAGGCAUGUAUGCCCGACGAUGUUAGGGGAAAUCGGCGCGAUGAUCCUAGAACACGCAGCAGUGUCGACGAAGCCGUUUCCGAUCAUCAAAACGACAAGCUUUGCAAAUGUCAGUUGGGCGUACGUGAUCGAUUUGGAUGAGGACUUACUGGAGGUCUUCGGGUAUAAGGAUCAAGGGUGUAUGGGUGGAGAGUGUCGUGUGAUCGAGAACCAUCGGUUCGAUGAGGUUGACUGGGCGGGCCCGUCUGGCCCUCCGGGCGAUUGUUUGGGCCAGUGGAAGUUCAGCAGGAUUCCGACGCGCCAAGACUUCCUCCUCAAACUGCGCGACUAUCGUUUAUUAGACUGA